GUUGACAUUGUUCUGCCUGAGAAUAUGACCCUGAAAGAAGCCCACAAUAUUGGAGAGCCUUUACAGAGGAAACUUGAAAGGCUUAAGGAUAUAGAAAGAGCAUUUGUGCACAUAGAUUAUGAAUUCACUCACAAAGCAGCAUGGUAUUUCAAAGCAAUAUUUUUUUCUACAAUUGAGCGAUGUAGUAAAUUCCCUGUAUUUAAGGACAAGAGUGGAACCCUCUAUGAACCAAUCUGGAAACAGAUAGAGUCUAGAGCACUAGAAGUGGGGAAUAUCCGUCUCCAUCGGAUGGUGCAAGGUGAAGACUUGUUUGCACGAGAGGCAAAUUCCCACCAGUCAUGUCGCAAGUCAUUCAAUUUGCAGUAUGUUAAUGACAUGCGUUAUAAAUCCCAAUCCUCUCGCUAUGUGUACAACACAGAGCAAGGUCGCAUCACUGAUGCUCAUCUCAAGUCUUUCAAUACUGUACUUGUGCAGCUAACAUCACUGUGUCUUCUUUACAUACAAGAGUUGGAAAGACAUGGGAUUGCUAAUCCAGCUUAUAGGAGUGAGAAGCUAAAGGAUUGUCUUGAGAACCAUGACAUUUAUAAAUCAAUUGCCUUUGCAAAGGUCAAUCCAGGUGACAAAGGCUGUAUCACCUAUAACCUGGUGUACAGUACCAACAUGUCUGUUGCAGAUGUAGUGACAUAUGCAUAUAAGCUUGGAUCAAAAGACAAGUACCAUGAAGUGGCCGAGCUUCUUUGUACUAAAAUGAAUCAAGCAUUCAAUCAGUCACAACCACUUCCUUGGCCUCCUACUGCAGAUGAUUUUGAGUUGCACUCACCAGACGCACUUCUUCCCGCUGAGUUAGUCAAGUUUCUUAAUAUCUCUGGUGAUGCUGACAUGGUUUAUAACUCAAAUCUGUUGUACUGUAAAUACGGAAUAAUGGAAGCAUUAGGCCGGGGAGUAUUAUGUAUGUUGAUUGUCGUUGCGACGAGAACCGUUGAUACCGAAGCUAUGUACACCACUGGUUCGGUUUCCAUCAUUGAUGGGCAUGCUGUACUGAAAAGAGACAGACUUGAUAAAUCAUCAACAGCUUAUGGCACUUACAAUGAUACAAUGUACACUACAGGAUGGGGUGUUUUCAAUGUCAAGGCCGGAUACAGUAAAUCUGAUAUGAAGGAUACAGAUGUGAUGUAUGCAGCUGGGUAUCUAGAGGGCGCCCUCACUGCCGAGCGAAUUUACCAACACUAUGUAAACAUACACUCUUUGUUCCUGGGUAAAGGAAAAGAGGACUUGGAGAGGAAAGUCAGAAUAUUUUUCAAUAAACAGGAAGAUUGGGUUCGGCAACAAAUAUCUGAUAAUCUGAGUAGUGAAUAUUGGAAAGCAGUAUCUGUUAUUAUUGCCCAGUUAGAUGGAUUGGUGGAUGGUUAUACAGCAUAUCCAUAUGAAAACAAGACUUUGGAUAGGUUUGCUUUUCAACUUUUAAAUGGUGUUGGUGAUAUGAUUGAUUUACGUGAUGCCCUUUCUCCAUCUACUCGUCCUGAUUGGACAAAGAUGUCACCUUCACAUUUCCAGAUGUAUUUUGCCAACCAUGGUCAUUGUUCAGCUCUCUUCAAGUGUAGUUCAAAUGGACUAGAAGGAAUGAAAAGCACUCCAAGAAGAGCUCCUCACCUCCCGGGUUGUUGCCCAAAUUUGGCUUGGUCAUAUACUCACCCUCGGUCCUGA
Messenger RNA from Saccoglossus kowalevskii, 1704 nucleotides. Its product is annotated as lysosomal leucine aminopeptidase-like. Gene Ontology annotation, molecular function: glycerophospholipase activity. Gene Ontology annotation, cellular component: extracellular region. The record is from RefSeq and is a predicted model, not a curated record. Gene Ontology annotation, biological process: phospholipid catabolic process. Lineage: Eukaryota; Metazoa; Hemichordata; Enteropneusta; Harrimaniidae.